Messenger RNA from Plasmodium vivax (malaria parasite P. vivax), 978 nucleotides. RefSeq names its product RAD protein (Pv-fam-e). The transcript has 2 exons. The record is from RefSeq and is a predicted model, not a curated record. Lineage: Eukaryota; Apicomplexa; Aconoidasida; Haemosporida; Plasmodiidae. The coding region runs from base 229 to 978 and encodes 249 amino acids.
AUGGCAAUUCUUUCCACCCACUGUUAAAAUAUAGCAAUCCUCUUUCUAAAUUUUUAAUAGCUUUUUUUAUUUUUUAAAAUCGUGAUUGGCAACUCGAUUGUUGUGCCAUUUGAGGAGCGCAUAGGAUGUACAAUUUACGCCUCCCAAAAUUUGUAUAUUAAAAAAUAUAAAACAAUUAAGCGAUUCUACAUUGAUCACUCAGCUGAAUUGUAAGCCAAAAAAGGAAAAAUGGCAAACCGUUUCGAAUUAAAAAAAGUUUUUUUCGUACCCCCCAGAUGUUUCUUCCUAACGUGUUUGAUCCUACUAAAUGGUGUAUUGCUCAAUAUUAGUAGCUCGUCCAGAGCGUCUCCCUCACCCGAAUUAGCAGAACAUGGUAGAUGUCCACGAAAUUUAUCGGAAGCUUCAGAGUUGGUAGAAGAAUCCAACGCACAAAUCGAAUUGGAAGAAAAUCUGAGUGAGAACGAAAACGAUGACGGCACAGAUGAAGACCCUAGCAGUGGCGAACUCCCAUUCGGGUGCAAACGAUCAGACCUUAGCAAAAAAUUAAAAAAGUGGCAAUUACGCAAUUUGCUCCUUUCCGGUGGUUUUAUUUUGAUAAAAAAAAAGAAGACAUAUAUCAUAUACUACUACUAUAACCAGUAUUUAAAAAAAAAAUACUAUUUGAUGAUGAACAGGUUAGUGCGAAAAUUUACAGAGGAGGCAUUAAAAAAUGGAAUGUCAGAAGAAGAACGAAUGGCGCAUUUAAUGGAAUUCUACCCGGGACUUACAAAAGACUUGGAAGUGAUGGAAAAAAUUUUUGAAAAGAAAUUUUACACUUUUAUUCAAAAAAAAAAAAUAUGGUAUUCAGAACUUGAAGCAUUUAUUGUUCGCUUCAAAAAGUUGUGGAUGAAGGAGAUGAAAAAGUGUGAGCUCAAGUGGACUACAAUUUUGGCAAAAAAAAUAAUCCAAUCGCAAGUCAGGGCGGUGUCGGAAGCGUAG